AUGGCGAAGGAAUACGAUUAUCUGCUGAAGGUACUCCUUGUCGGUGAUAGUGACGUUGGCAAGCAGGAGAUUCUUUCUGGGCUAGACGAUGGCUCCACGGAAAGCCCAUUCUGCAGCGGAAGUGGCACGGCACAUAAAACGACCACUAUCCUGCUGGAUGGUAAACGCGUGAAGCUACAGAUAUGGGACACAUCCGGUCAGGGACGGUUCUGUACAAUCAUUCGCUCCUAUUCCCGUGGCGCUCAGGGCAUUAUACUCGUGUACGACAUCACGAACAAGUGGAGCUUCGACGGACUGAACCGGUGGCUAAAGGAGGUCGAAGAACACGCACCGGGUGUACCGAAGGUGCUGGUCGGGAACCGGUUACAUCUCGCCUUCAAGCGACAGGUCGCCGCGAAACAGGCGGAACUGUACGCAUCGCGCAACAAGAUGGCCUGCUUCGAGAUAUCACCCCUGUGCGAUUUCAACAUACGCGAAUCGUUCUGCGAGCUCGCCCGGAUGGCGUUGCAUCGCAACGGGAUGGAGCGGAUCUGGCGCACGAACAAAGUACUUUCGUUGCAGGAGCUGUGCUGCAGGAGUAUCUGCCGGCGGACGAAUGUAUAUACCAUCGAUAGCCUUCCGCUGCCACCGUCCGUAAAGUCGUAUCUGCGAUCGUACGCGCUCACCUCGUCCCAGUGCUUGAACACGGUGCUGAACAAUUCCGCGUCGAUCGCGAAGAAUCUCAAAAGCAAAUCCACCACCACAUACCAUCUGAAGCAUAACGUCCGUAACGGGUGCGUAAUUUCUUGA
Messenger RNA from Anopheles marshallii, 789 nucleotides. RefSeq names its product ras-related protein Rab-40C (gene Rab40). The record is from RefSeq and is a predicted model, not a curated record. Gene Ontology annotation, cellular component: endosome; plasma membrane; synaptic vesicle. Gene Ontology annotation, molecular function: GTP binding; GTPase activity. The coding region runs from base 1 to 789 and encodes 262 amino acids. The transcript is spliced from 2 exons. Gene Ontology annotation, biological process: protein localization to plasma membrane; intracellular signal transduction. NCBI's taxonomy places the organism in Eukaryota, Metazoa, Arthropoda, Insecta, Diptera, Culicidae.